AACAGUACCUCGAGUAGACUUAUACCUGUUCUACACAAGCGAAUGGGUUUUGGUGUGCUUCGCUCGCUUAUCAUUCAAGCAAAGAGGAACCAAAAUAAAACCACGAAAAACAUUCAGCGUUCUACGUAAAAUCAAAUUCAUCGUAAUGUAGCAUCGCGUUUAAAUUUAUUUUCGAUUGCAUUUAUUCGUACUUUAUAAUGUGAUAUUCGCCCUGAUUUAUUAGUAAAGCCCUCAAUAGAUCACAAUGGAAGAAGAACAACCACCCGAAGACUACUCCUGCUAUUUCAAAGCGUCCAAUCUAGAAACAGAGAUCCUGCCAAUCAGCUCCAGCAUCGACGAAAUACUGCUCCGGAUGGAAGAGUUCGAAAACCUUCUCGGAAUGGUCAAGGAGGAAUCGUCAGUUGCCGUCCAGCAGAACAUUCCUGAGAUAGCGGCCAUGAAGCCGGAGUUCGACAGUCUGUGCGACCGGUUAGAUGCGCUCGAGCGCUUCGUUGCCAUGGUUUCCAAGAAUCUGGAUGCCGUCGAGCGGCAGGUUCAGAUAGCCGAGGAAGAACUGGACAUUCCGGACAAGACCAUCAACGUACUGCUGAAAUCGUUGAACAUUUUCGGGAAGCCCAAGCCAACCGAGCGACAGACGAAUAGGAAUGCCAACGGAAUGUACGAACCGACUAAGGUCUUCAAGACGGAGAAUUACUUUGGGGCUGCGAAUGAUGGGGCGGGUAGCAGUUCCGGGGUGGACAGUUCCGAAGAGGCCAAAAAGUGAAGUGUUAAUGUUACGCGAUGGGGGACAAUAAAUAUCUAUUUUGUAAUGAA
Molecule: messenger RNA, 813 nt
Organism: Aedes aegypti (yellow fever mosquito)
Lineage: Eukaryota; Metazoa; Arthropoda; Insecta; Diptera; Culicidae
Gene: Blos4
Product: biogenesis of lysosome-related organelles complex 1 subunit 4
Exons: 2
Coding region: 245-763 (172 amino acids)
Cellular component (GO): BLOC-1 complex
Source: RefSeq, a predicted model, not a curated record